Molecule: messenger RNA, 354 nt
Organism: Peniophora sp. CBMAI 1063
Lineage: Eukaryota; Fungi; Basidiomycota; Agaricomycetes; Russulales; Peniophoraceae
Source: the annotation of a GenBank genome assembly
AUGCUCUCUUACGGAUCCGUCGCCGUUGCCAUCGUCAACCGCCAGGUCGUUCUUGUGACCGCUGCGCAUCCACAUGAUCAACGCGAUCGCUACCUCGACGUUUACACCUAUACCUCCGCCGGUCGCGGCGUCUUCCUCGCUACCCAAGCUCCUUGCGCGCGAAUUGCCGCAAAAGACCUGCUUGUCGUUUUCCCGGAUGAAGACGCCUACUUCAUGCCCGCGCGCGACGUUCUUGAGCUUCCAAUGCAGGCAUACCACGAAUAUGUCUACUUGCGCGAACGCCUAGUGGCGCAGGCGCAGCGUAAAUGGCACGAGCGCAAGCUCUGGGCUGCCUGGAAGGGCAAGUUCAUGUGA